GUGCAAGCAAGAGCCAAUCAUCAGCUGUCACAAAUGUCAAACUCAAAUGGAUAGUUGAGUGAUUGGGGCCCUAACUUUUUUAAUUUAUAAAACACUAGUGUUAUAAUCAUUGAUCAUGUAAAUAUUUUCACUUUAUAUUGUGAAUUGUAAGUGCUGUUGCCUAAAACCCGGUUCGCAAUGGGUGACAGCAGUGAUUCUGAAGAGUUUUAUGAUGCUGAAGAGUUCACACCCAUUAAAGGUUCUAAAAGAUCCUCACUAUGCAAGAACAUAAACAUAUCAGAGAGUGGGGAAGCCGCCGAGAAGGAGAAGAGUCUCUCGGUGAAAGACUCUGCAACUUCUUCAGGCAGCACAAGUGCUCCCACUGCAGAAGGUUCCAUGGAAGAUGACAGGACUACAGUGAAAAGUGUGGUGCAAGGCCGUCUAAGGUUCCAGGAGCUUCGACGCUGCAUGCAGACAGAGGAAGAAGAUGAGGGGGUGACGGAUGCCACUGGAUCCAUAGACCAGCAGGCAUUCUCACUAGAACGGCCUUUUAAAAUAAUAGCACACGACACAAUGAGUUUGCAGAGCAUGACGUCACUCGGAAGAAUCGGCAGAAUACUGAGCGGGGCCUCGGAGUCUCACCCGAACAUCCGUGAUACCGCGCCGGUACCAUCGGUUUCGUCGAGGGAGCCCUCCACUAUAUCUGAUGAACAACUUGUUGAAACAAGAACACAAAAUGUGCUAGCGAUGGCGGAGCCCGACGUGAUCGCGAGCACGAAGGCCAACAGCCUGAAGCACAGCCGCGGCGCCGCCGCCGUCGUGGCCGUCAGCGGCGAGGCGCGCGCCGCGCCGCCCGCGCCGCCCGCGCCCGUCGCGCCGCCGCGCAGGAGGAAGAGGAACAAGCUGCACGGGUCCCAGUCGCUGUCCACGACAGACGGCGACAACCUGAGCAUCUGCACGACGGACACGGACGAGUACCGCUACAUCGGCCGCCGGGAGAUGCGCGGCGAGAAGCCGCAGCUGGAGUCGCUGGUAGUAGAGCCGCCGCCGCCGUGUUCGCUGAGCCAGUCCAUGGCGCUGCCGAGCCCCGCCAGCACCAUCGAGUCGCUCACCAGGGAGUUCCAGGACUCGCUCGAGCUCUCGCAUUCUAAAUAUGCCAGCGACCGCUCGUCGCUGAGCACGCACGAGUCCCGCGCGAGCUCGCGCGGUGGCGAGGCCUCGCGCAGCGGCGCGGCCGCGCGUCUGCGGGGGCCGCCCGCCGCGGACGACCAACACAAAGCAGAGGAGGCCGGCCGCAGCGAGGACGAGCGCGGCGUCCGCACUCACAGCGAGGGCCGCGCCACGCUACACGCCGCGCGGCCCGCCCGCCCGCAUGGCGCCAGACGCAGCAACUCGGACUCGAUGAGCGCGUCCCGACGGCGCAGCGCGGGCGACGAGCAGCAGCUGGGGCUGGCGCUGCGCACGCGCACCACGUCCGGCCACCAGCUCACCGACAUCGAGAUCCUCGAGCAGGUCACCGUGCUCAACCUCGAUACAGGUCCACCCCCUUACUGCUCCUACUGUGAGAGAGUACCUCUCAGUGUUGCCGAACACAAGCUGCCACAGUGCAUCAACCCUCUCAGCUUGCACAUAAUGCGACUGACUUCCGAAUAUAUUGGAAGGGCCAAUGAUGAUGAAAUUACCAGGGAAACUGAUGAAGAAAGUGAGAGUGUUUGCGCGGGCGGAGCCGAGGACGAAACUAAAGAGAUGAAGCGCGAGUCCACUGACAGACAGACCACCGGCAUCAAGAGGAAGACGGAGAAGGCGCCCACAAACCUAGUGAAAUGCCAUUCACAGGACAACAUAAACAAGAAGUUAACACACGAUAUGAAUUUCAGAUUGAAACGUUUCUUCGGUAGCACGGUAAAGAAGACAGUUGAUGCGGCCAAGUCUUUAGCGCAGGAAGUGUCGCACGCACGACACAAAGAGGAUGUGGCUGACAUAGCUGAUGACGUCAGAGGAGAACAUAAUAUCAAACUAAAAGCUUCGAACUCUCAUAAGGGGCCGUACGACUUCGAUGGCUGCGUUAGACACGUUCAGGAGAUGGGCUCUGGCCACUGCGGCGCGGUGUGGUGUUGCAAGUUCAGCGUGUGCGGGCGGCUGCUGGCCACCGCCGGGCAGGACAAGCUGCUGCGGGUCUGGGUCACUAGGGACGCCUACCACAUGUUCCAGGACAUGCGAACGAAAUACAACGCGGAGACGAAGUCGUCCCCCACCCCGUCGCAGGAGUCCCUGGCGUCGCUGUCGGGCCCGCCGCCCAGCCCCGAGGACGCGCCCCCGCUGGGCCCCUCCGCGCCCUUCUGCCCCAAGCCCUUCUGCGUCUACUCCGGACACACCUCCGACCUGCUGGACGUGUCCUGGUCCAAGAACUACUUCAUAUUGUCCAGCUCCAUGGAUAAAACUGUCAGGCUCUGGCAUAUAUCGCGAGGAGAAUGCCUCUGUUGCUUCCAGCAUAUUGAUUUCGUGACGGCCAUCGUUUUCCACCCGAGGGACGAUCGGUAUUUCUUGUCUGGUAGUCUUGAUGGCAAACUAAGGCUCUGGAAUAUUCCUGAUAAGAAGGUUGCCGUCUGGAACGAAGUCGACGGCAAAACUAAGUUGAUAACAGCUGCGAACUUCUGUCAAAACGGUAAAUUCGCUGUAGUGGGCACAUACGAUGGUCGCUGUAUAUUCUAUACGACAGAUCAACUCAAAUACCACACGCAGAUCGACGUGCGAUCCACACGAGGAAAGAACUCCACCGGUAGGAAGAUUAGCGGCAUCGAGCCCAUGCCGAACGACGACAAAAUACUCGUGACGUCAAACGAUAGCAGAAUAAGGCUAUACGACCUUCGAGAUCUAAACCUCUCCUGCAAAUACAAAGGCUACGUUAACGUCUCUAGCCAAAUAAAAGCCUCAUUUUCCCACGAUGGCAAAUACAUAGUCAGCGGUUCAGAAAACCAGUGCAUCUACAUAUGGAAGACGUAUCACGACUAUUCGAAGUUCACGUCGGUAAGAAGAGACAGAAAUGACUUCUGGGAAGGUAUUAAGGCUCAUAAUGCUUUGGUCACGUGUGCUGUGUUCGCGCCGAACCCUGAUCAUAUGAUCAGGAUGAUUAAUGAAAGGGAAGAGGAGGCGAAACUAGCGAACAAGGAUGCGGAGGAGAAGGAUGAAGUGAAGGGUGCGGAGGGCGGUAUGGUCGCGUCCUCGCAGACGGGUCACGUGCUAGUCAGCGCCGACUUCAACGGCUGCAUCAAAGUGUUCGUCCACAAAGCCAAGCCCAAACACAGCUCGCUGCCUGCUUCAGCCCUCGCCUGAACCAAACUGUAUGUGAUACAAGUAAGUUCCGCUGUUCCGUAAUAGAUGGCGCUAAAACCAGAAUAUUAUACUAGAUGUCGGUAAAAACGUUCAACGUGUUUGUAUAGCCUUUUGAAAUUUUGUAAAUGCUGAGAAAUGCAAUAUCUAAUAUUGAUUAGACGACAAUUAUAUCUACUUUAUGUUAGCAAACGAAAUCAUGAAAAAAUUAAUCCUUAGAGUUUUAUUGAGGUUUAAAAACCGCCUUUAUAUUCAGUUUUUGGAAUGGUCGUAAUCUCAGCACCUUAUUGGCAAACCUCGAUUAUGUUUAAUCAUCAAUUUGGCAAUAAUCAAAACAAAAUGGGAAAUGCAUAGAUUUAUUCAUUGAGAGAUAUAAAAAUAUGCCAUCAAAGAUGUAUUUAAUAGUUUUCCUAACUAUUUAAUGUCAUAGAACAAAUUGAUAAUAGAAAUAAAUGAUUUAAGUAGAAAAGAGAUAGAACAUGGCAUUGCGCAUAGUUCUAUCUCGCUCCUACGAUGCAAAAAUCCUGCAAUAGGAGCCCUUAAAGAACACUACAUAUACAUAUGCGAAUAACCGCACCUACCAUCUUUGUAACCGUUGAUUCGUAUUUGGGUAAAACCUGAACUAUAAUGCCAAAAUGUAAACAGAGAUUUUAAAUAGAAUAUGACUUUAUUAAACUGUCCUACAGUGUGUAUACUAGCCAUAAUAAUAUCAUUGUGGCAAUACUCAAAGAAAGACAAUCUUCUUUAAACGAUGACGGAAUGAUGAUAGAAUACAACAAUAUCAAGGUUAAUGUUUAGUGUUGCUAUAUCAAUUAAUCAUUUUGAAUUUAGUUAGAUGUUCACGUAAACAUGUUUAGAGCCUGUAUUUGUAUAUGUUAGGUAUUUUUUGUAGUCGUUAUUACC
This is a messenger RNA of Trichoplusia ni (cabbage looper), 4212 nucleotides long. RefSeq names its product WD repeat-containing protein 44. The transcript is spliced from 19 exons. The coding region runs from base 178 to 3312 and encodes 1044 amino acids. Lineage: Eukaryota; Metazoa; Arthropoda; Insecta; Lepidoptera; Noctuidae. Gene Ontology annotation, molecular function: protein binding. The record is from RefSeq and is a predicted model, not a curated record.